CGAGAGCCUCCCCCUCUGCAGCACCAUUUCUGCGGAGAAGCUGCACUCUAGAGGAGACGACACAUUCCAGCUCGCGUUUCCACUUGUCCAACUGAAGCCUAAAGAUGUCUACCAAGGACAAGCUGAUCAGCCAUGUGAUGAAGGAGGAGCCUGUUGGCAGCAGGAACAAGGUGACGGUGGUGGGUGUCGGCAUGGUGGGCAUGGCCUCUGCCAUGAGUAUCCUGCUCAAGGACUUGUGUGAUGAGCUGGCCCUUGUUGAUGUGAUGGAGGAAAAGUUGAAGGGUGAGGUCAUGGACCUGCAGCACGGAUCCCUCUUCCUCAAGGCACACAAGAUUGUAGCAGACAAAGACUACAGUGUGACAGCCAACUCCAAGGUGGUGGUGGUGACGGCCGGUGCCCGCCAGCAGGAGGGCGAGAGCCGUCUCAACCUGGUGCAGCGCAACGUCAACAUCUUCAAGUUCAUCAUCCCAAACAUCGUCAAGUACAGCCCCAACUGCAUCAUCAUGGUGGUUUCUAACCCAGUGGACAUCCUGACCUACGUGGCCUGGAAGCUGAGUGGUUUCCCCCGUCACCGCAUCAUCGGCUCUGGCACCAACCUGGACUCUGCCCGUUUCCGUCACCUCAUGGGAGAGAAGCUCAACAUCCACCCUUCCAGCUGCCACGGCUGGAUCAUCGGAGAGCACGGAGACUCCAGUGUGCCUGUGUGGAGCGGCGUGAAUGUUGCUGGAGUUUCUCUGCAGGGCCUCAACCCAAAGAUGGGGGCCGAGGGUGACAGUGAGAACUGGAAGGCUGUACAUAAGAUGGUGGUUGAUGGGGCCUACGAGGUCAUCAAGCUGAAGGGCUACACUUCCUGGGCCAUUGGCAUGUCUGUGGCUGACCUGGUGGAGAGCAUCAUUAAGAACCUGCACAAAGUGCACCCUGUGUCCACACUGGUCCAGGGCAUGCAUGGAGUGAAGGAUGAGGUCUUCCUGAGCAUCCCUUGUGUCCUGAGCAACAGCGGCCUGACCGAUGUGAUUCACAUGACACUGAAGCCCGAAGAAGAGAAGCAGCUGGUGACCAGCGCUGAGACCCUGUGGGGCGUGCAGAAGGAGCUCACCCUGUGAACAGCACUCCUCUGAAUUCUCCAGUCCACUCUGAACCCACGCUCUACUCUGUGUGGUUUGCUCCCUCCUACCGUACCUCCUUUAGCCCUAACUGCAACGGUUGAAUGAAACUUCUGAAUAUCUGAAAAGGCCAAGUGUUUGUAGCUAAACCGGUGGGAACUAGAUUUUCCCUUGAAAGAUAUUCACAUAUGGGUGUCAUUUUCCUUUGCUGCCUCCCCCCUGUCCUCCUCCCUCCAUGACUGAAUUCUCGGACACCCAACCCACACCUAUUAGCCUUUGAGCUCAACCUGCGUUGGAGGGAAGAUUGUCUAUUUGUUGUCCUGUCCUGAUAAAAAGGCCUUUGCAUAUUGAGCGUAUGCAUUCUAUGUACUGUAUGUUAAGUGUGCACUGUUGUUUCUUCUGUACACUCCUUGUUUGUAGUUUUAUAUUUAUUCUGUGAUUGUUGCCAGCUGUUUUUCUCCACUUGUUCAUCUCUGUUUAUCUUUUUUAUUUGGCGUAUAAUGGAGACAUUCCAUUCCCUAUGAGAAGGCCUUCGCAUCCAGCUAUAGUCAAAACUACACUACUGCAGAACACUGGGCCAAAAUUCUGAGAUACCAAAACAUUGAAUCAUUUGAGAAAGGCAAUGUUACAUUUACGGGUUGGUAUUGAAGCCUUUGUAAAGAAGCAGAACCACAAGUGCACUGACAGAAAAAAAAGAAACAAUUUCAAAGGUUUACGUCCAAGAGUAUUAAAGGGGUUGCAACAAAUGUUAUGAUUUAAAGCAGCAAAGAUAUAACAGAGAACCAGUGGGAAAUAGUCAGCUACCAUCAUGAAGGUUACAAAUCAUAACACAGGGUAAUAAUCUUGAAGGUGUUGUUUGUUAGCACACCCUAAGCACCCUCAAAGGGGUUUUUGUAUUUAUUUUACUCCAACUUGACUCUGGAAAAGACAUCAAGAGAAUAAUUAUGAUAUUUAUAGUUGUUGAUACUAUUUAUGCAUAACUGUUACAACUUUAGACAUGGUUUAAUAAUCAACUAACUCUGAGGAACUGAACCUGUCGUGGCAGCUGGAUUGUGGUUUUUAUUUUCUGUAACAUCAAAUAAAUCUGCCAGUAUAAAGAAACAUAUCUGUCCUUCAUCCUUUGUCCUCUCU
This is a messenger RNA of Anoplopoma fimbria (sablefish), 2234 nucleotides long. It is a transcript of the gene ldha, whose product is annotated as lactate dehydrogenase A4. NCBI's taxonomy places the organism in Eukaryota, Metazoa, Chordata, Actinopteri, Perciformes, Anoplopomatidae. Gene Ontology annotation, biological process: carboxylic acid metabolic process. Gene Ontology annotation, molecular function: L-lactate dehydrogenase (NAD+) activity. The record is from RefSeq and is a predicted model, not a curated record. Gene Ontology annotation, cellular component: cytoplasm. The transcript is spliced from 8 exons. Bases 105 to 1103 code for a protein of 332 amino acids.